AUGGAGUGUGGCCAGAUUUACUGCUUAUUCCCAGUUGCCAUUGAGAAGCUCAACAUCUCCUUCCCAGCCACUGGCUGCCAGAAACGUAUUGAAGUGGACAAUGAGCAAAAGCUGUGGACUUUCUAUGAGAAACGCAUGGCCACUAAGUUAGCUGCAGACUGUCUUGGAGACAAAUGGAAGGGAUACAUUGUGCGCAGCAGUGGUGGCAAUGAUGAGCAGGGAUUCCCUAAGCAACAAGGUAUCUUGACGAUUGGCCACGUCCACCUGCUGCGCAGCAAGGGGCAUUCGUGCUAUCGUCCUAGGAGGUCUGGCGAAAGAAAACAGAAAUCUGUCCGUGGGUGCAUUGUUGAUACCAACCUGAGUGUCCUGAAUUUAGUUAUUAUUAAAAAAAGGUGAAAAGCACUGACAGAAAAAAGGGCGAGCAAAGUCCAUAAACUGUCUAAGGAAGAUGAUGUACGUCAUUAUGUUGUAAGGAGACCUCUCAGCAAGGAAGGUAAGAAGCUGAGAACCAAAGCUCCCCAAAUUCAGUGUCAGGUAACCCCUCGAGUUCUGCAACAUAGGCCGAGGCACAUUGCCCUGAAGAAACCUCGUUCUCAAAAGAACAAGGAAGCUGCAGCAGAAUAUGCCAAGCUUCUGGCCAAAAGGAUGAAGGAAGCUAAGGAGAAACAUCAGGAACAGAUUGCAAAGAGAUGUCGUCUUUCUUCAUUGAGGGCCUCCACAUCAAAAUCUGAAUCUAGCCAAAAAUAAAAAUAUUGGU
Messenger RNA from Hemiscyllium ocellatum (epaulette shark), 757 nucleotides. RefSeq names its product small ribosomal subunit protein eS6-like. Gene Ontology annotation, cellular component: ribosome. The record is from RefSeq and is a predicted model, not a curated record. Gene Ontology annotation, molecular function: structural constituent of ribosome. NCBI's taxonomy places the organism in Eukaryota, Metazoa, Chordata, Chondrichthyes, Orectolobiformes, Hemiscylliidae. Gene Ontology annotation, biological process: translation.